Otolemur garnettii (small-eared galago) is the source of this 1272-nucleotide messenger RNA. RefSeq names its product G protein-coupled receptor 34 (gene GPR34). Gene Ontology annotation, molecular function: G protein-coupled purinergic nucleotide receptor activity. The record is from RefSeq and is a predicted model, not a curated record. Gene Ontology annotation, cellular component: membrane. The transcript has a single exon. Gene Ontology annotation, biological process: G protein-coupled receptor signaling pathway. NCBI's taxonomy places the organism in Eukaryota, Metazoa, Chordata, Mammalia, Primates, Galagidae. Bases 10 to 1119 code for a protein of 369 amino acids.
ACUGUAACAAUGACGACGACUUCAGUCGGCAGCUGGCCUUACUCUUCCCAUGGAACAUACUUUAUAACUAAUCACAGCGACCCAUUGCCAAAAAAUUUCUCAGGAGCACCAAAUGUUACUGCCUGUCCCAUGGAUGAAGCAUUACUAUCUACUGUGUUAACAACAUUCUACUCUGUUAUUUUCAUUGUGGGACUGGUUGGGAACAUAAUCGCCCUCUAUGUAUUUCUGGGUAUCCACCGCAAAAGAAAUUCCAUUCAAAUUUACCUACUGAAUGUAGCCAUUGCAGACCUCCUACUCAUUUUCUGCCUCCCUUUCCGAAUAAUGUAUCACAUUAACCAAAACAAGUGGACACUAGGUGUGAUUCUGUGCAAAGUUGUGGGGACACUAUUUUAUAUGAACAUGUACAUUAGUAUUAUUUUGCUUGGAUUCAUCAGUUUGGAUCGCUACAUAAAAAUUAACAAGUCUAUACAACAACGGAAGGCAAUAACAACCAAACAAAGUAUUUAUGUUUGCUGUACAGUAUGGACAGUUGCACUUGCUGGAUUUUUAACCAUGAUUAUUUUAACACUUAAGAAAGGAGGGCAUAAUUCCACAAUGUGUUUCCAUUACAGAGAUAAGCAUAACGCAAAAGGAGAAGCAAUUUUUAACUUCAUUCUUGUGGUAAUGUUUUGGCUAAUUUUCCUACUAAUAAUCCUUUCAUAUAUUAAGAUUGGUAAGAAUCUAUUGAGGAUUUCUAAACGGAGAUCAAAAUUUCCUAAUUCUGGUAAAUAUGCCACUACAGCCCGCAAUUCCUUUAUCGUACUUAUCAUUUUCACUGUAUGUUUUGUUCCCUAUCAUGCCUUUCGAUUCAUCUACAUUUCUUCACAACUAAAUGUAUCAUCUUGCUACUGGAAGGAGAUUGUUCACAAAACCAAUGAGAUCAUGCUUGUUCUCUCAUCCUUCAAUAGCUGCUUAGAUCCAGUCAUGUAUUUCCUGAUGUCCAGUAACAUUCGCAAAAUAAUGUGCCAACUUCUUUUUAGACGAUUUCAAGGUGAAGCAAGUAGGAGUGAAAGCACUUCAGAAUUUAAACCAGGAUACUCCUUGCAUGAUACAUCUGUGGUCCCCCAAAAUGCAAUUUAGUUCUAAAAGUACAUGAGAUAGAUGUAAGAAUGAUACAAUAUAGCUUCCUAAUUCUUUUACUAACUAAACAAAGCUCUAGCAUUUACAAAACUCGGCUCUUCUCAAAGGUCUGUUUAUAUUUGUGGCAUUUCAUUUGUUUAAUUAUAAACUAUU